UCUUUCUUACUCUGAUUGCCAAGAGAGGGCGCUAUACAAUAACAGAGGAAAUGAAAAACCGGGGCCGGAUGCAGGAUGGAGGGGUUGUGGUUUUUGCUGUUCGCAACUUUUAUGAAUUUUGGGUUAGUUCAAAACAAAGCAGAUUUUUAUUUGUCAGAGAGAGGAGGUGUGGACAGACGCAAUGUCUUAUUCCUCGUUGUGGAUGAUCUGGCUCCGGUCAUCUCAAGCUAUGGAGGCAGAGCCCUGACACCUAACAUUGAUCAGUUGGCUGCACAGUCGGUCAGAUUCACCAACGCAUAUGCACAGCAACCACUGUGUGCUCCAUCUCGAGUGUCCUUUCUGACAAGUCGACGCCCAGAUACGACAAAGACCUACAACAACAAAGGCUCAUAUUGGCGGACAAACGCUGGCAAUUUCACCACACUACCACAAUAUUUCAGGGACGCUGGUUACUUCACUGCAAGCAUCGGUAAAAUCUUCCAUAAUGCUCCAGUCUGUGGAAAAGACAAUGAUUUCCCCUACAGCUGGUCUGUACGCCCCUAUCAUGCACCUACAGAACCGUAUGGGUAUGAAAAGGUUUGCCCAGGAUCCGAUGGGCGGCUUCAUUUCAACCUGCUGUGUCCAGUCAACGUGUCCACUCAGCCUCUCGGUUCGCUACCGGACAUCCAGACCACUGACCACAUCCUAGAGAUCUUCAAGAGUCUGUCCGAGAGUCGCCAGGAAGCGUCUGCACCCCACCUGCCGUUCUUCUUGGGGAUGGGUUUCCAUAAGCCUCACAUCUCCUUCAGGUACCCCAAGGAAUAUUUGGAGUUGUACCCUCUGGAGUCUGUGGAUAAAGCCCCCAACGCAUUCUACUCCCAGACCCAACCCCCAGUUGCUUGGAACCCAUUCAUGGAUGUCAGACGGAGGGAGGACACGACUGCACUCCACUUGCCGUUUCCUUACGGUCCCAUGCCCGACAAAUACCAUUAUCUGAUCAGGCAAGCAUACUACGCCUCAACCACCUACAUGGAUUAUGAACUGGGACGUGUCUUGGCUGGAUUAGAGGCGGCCGGGUUUGCAGAUGACACUAUCAUCAGCUUCAUCUCCGACCACGGAUGGCAACUUGGUGAGCAUCAGGAAUGGUCCAAGUUUAGCAACUAUGCCACAGCCACGAGAAUUCCAUUCAUGAUCCACGUACCAGGCAUAACAGACACUGUGAAAGAAGGCUCCAAGAAGCCCAAGUUUCCUCUAAGGGAUCCGUUCUUGGAGUACAAGUCGACAUCGAGGGUUAAAGGGAAGAGUAAUGCAACAGGCUCGCAGGGAGUGUUGGUCAGCGAUGCUCUGGUGGAGCUAACAGAUCUAUUCCCGACCCUUACCGACUUGGUACAAUUACCUGUGCCACCCCUUUGUCCUGUCAACUCAUCCCAAGUCGACACUUGCGUGGAGGGUGUUAGCCUUGUUCCAGUUAUUAUCGAUACAGCUUUGAAUCACUCAAGCAGGAGUAGCAAGUCCUGGAAGAAGGCAGCCUUCACCCAAUACCCUCGGCCCUCCGACACCCCCCGACCUGACAGCGACCAACCAUCCCUGGCCAACAUUACCAUCAUGGGAUACUCCAUGAUCACAGCCGAUGGCUACCACUACACGGAAUGGGUCGGCUUCAAUAACGUCACCUGUGAGAUGAAUUGGAGCGACGUCCACGCGAGAGAGCUGUAUAUUCUCCACUCAGAUCCUUUGGAAGAUACCAACGUUGCCGAUGUAAAGAAAAAUGAACGGCUUGUGCAAAGACUAUCUAGUGAGCUCCACAAAGGGUGGAGAUAUGCUCUACCCAAACAAGUCUAACAACUUGCAAUAAUACAAUUUAUGACUGUGUGCAAACAUGACAAUACAUUUUUUAACAAAAUUGCAAUGUUCUUAAAAAUAAUAAUAUGGACUUAUUUUAUGUCAGUACUCUAAUAUAUAUCGUCAUGGAAAUGUCGACAUGGAAUUUUCGACCGGUAUAUUGUGUCACAUUUAUAUAUCCUGUUUUUAUAUCAAGAAAACUAAAUUGAAAUUGCUAACGUUUUAAUGGGUCAAGAAAAACUAAUUUGAAAUAGCUAACUUUUUAAUGGGUCGAGACUUGUUCAAUUAUAUGGAGAAUGACACCAUUGCAAUAUCCUUACAAAUCUAGCAUAUUUUGUUUGUUUCAGGAAAACAACUGUUCUUUUACUGUUAUAGCAGUUGGCUGAUACUAGUGCUACAUGUAUGUGUGCUGGUUUUAUCUCACAGUAUUCUGAUCAUAUCAUCUUGUUUUUAAAUAGUAUGUAGAUUGGUACUUUGAAAAGUAUAUUUAAUGUUCACUUGUAAUUCCCACUUGCAAUGCCUGACGGUGGCCAACCUAGUGCUGUCAAAACUAAUUGGUGCUAUUAUGGAGGUUAUUGAAAACUGAUAAAAAAAAUCAUCUUUUAUGAAAUAGUAUGUAGAUCGAUAUUUGGAAUAAAAACGUCUUUGUUUACUUCAA
This is a messenger RNA of Patiria miniata (bat star), 2479 nucleotides long. RefSeq names its product iduronate 2-sulfatase-like. The record is from RefSeq and is a predicted model, not a curated record. Gene Ontology annotation, molecular function: iduronate-2-sulfatase activity. Lineage: Eukaryota; Metazoa; Echinodermata; Asteroidea; Valvatida; Asterinidae. The transcript has 8 exons. Bases 76 to 1821 code for a protein of 581 amino acids.